GGGCCGGGGCGGCGCCGGCCGGGAGGGCCUCAAGGUGCUGAGGUGACCGCGGCGACGCGGAGAAAAACUGGUUAAGUUCCUUAUGACUUCGCCUGAAAUUUCUUCCCUUUCAUGGGGGCAAAUGAAAGUACAAGGCUCUUCUAAAACCUAUAAGGACUGCAAAGUGUGGCCAGGAGGCAGUCGGGCUUGGGAUUGGAGAGAGACAGGAACUGAGCAUUCUCCUGGUGUGCAGCCGGCAGAUGUGGAGGAAGUUGUCAAGCAGGGUGUGCAGACCCUUGUGAUUGGCCGAGGGAUGAGUGAGGCCUUGAAGGUGCCUCCAUCAACUGUGGAAUACCUCAGGAAACAAGGCAUCGAUGUCCGGGUCCUCCAGACAGAGCAGGCAGUGAAGGAAUACAAUGCCUUGGUUGCCCAAGGUGUCAGGGUGGGAGGAGUUUUCCAUUCUACCUGCUGAUGGAGCCUUAAGGAGACAAUAAAUCACUAAG
Talpa occidentalis (Iberian mole) is the source of this 482-nucleotide messenger RNA. RefSeq names its product adipogenesis associated Mth938 domain containing (gene AAMDC). The record is from RefSeq and is a predicted model, not a curated record. Gene Ontology annotation, biological process: positive regulation of fat cell differentiation. Lineage: Eukaryota; Metazoa; Chordata; Mammalia; Eulipotyphla; Talpidae. The coding region runs from base 83 to 451 and encodes 122 amino acids. Gene Ontology annotation, cellular component: cytoplasm. The transcript has 4 exons.